GUUGGUAGACGAGCCCGGGGGGGCCUCUCUGGGCGCGCCGCCGCGCCUCCGCUCGAUGCUCCGGCCGGAAGUGCUCUUCCCCGCCGGCCUCCCGCCCGGCUCUCUGGUCCCGGCGGUAAGAUGGCGGCGGCCGCAGAGUGCGAUGUGGUAAUGGCGACGACCGAGCCGGAUCUGCUGAACGAGGAAGAGGCCAAGAGAGAGGCAGAGUCCUUCAAGGAGCAAGGAAACGCAUACUACGCCAAGAAGGAUUACAACGAAGCCUUCAACUACUACACGAAGGCCAUCGAUAUGUGUCCCAAGAACGCGAGCUACUACGGGAACCGGGCGGCCACACUCAUGAUGCUGGGCCGGUUCCGGGAGGCACUUGGGGAUGCGCAGCAGUCGGUGCGGCUGGACGACAGCUUCGUGCGGGGACAUCUACGAGAGGGCAAAUGCCACCUCUCUCUGGGGAAUGCCAUGGCAGCGUGUCGUAGUUUCCAGAGAGCCCUAGAACUGGAUCACAGAAACGCUCAGGCACAGCAGGAGUUCAAGAAUGCCAGCGCCGUUAUGGAAUAUGAGAAGGUAGCAGAAACGGAUUUCGAGAAGCGAGACUUUCGGAAGGUGGUCUUCUGCAUGGACCGGGCCCUGGAGUUUGCCCCCGCCUGCCACCGCUUCAAGAUCCUCAAAGCCGAGUGCCUGGCGAUGCUAGGCCGCUACCCAGAGGCGCAGUCCGUGGCCAGCGACAUCCUGCGGCUAGACUCCACCAACGCGGACGCGCUGUAUGUGCGGGGCCUGUGCCUCUACUAUGAGGGCUGCAUCGAGAAGGCUGUGCAAUUCUUCGUGCAGGCGCUCCGGAUGGCCCCGGACCACGAGAAGGCCUGCGCGGCCUGCAGGAACGCCAAAGCCCUCAAAGCCAAGAAGGAGGAUGGGAAUAAAGCAUUUAAGGACGGCAAUUAUAAACUAGCCCAUGAACUGUAUACAGAAGCCCUGGCCAUAGAUCCCAACAACAGAAAGACAAAUGCCAAGCUCUACUGUAACCGGGGAACUGUCAACUCCAAGCUCAGGAAGCUGGAUGAGGCGAUUGCAGACUGCACGCGCGCCGUGACGCUGGACGACACGUACAUCAAAGCCUACCUGAGGAGAGCACAGUGUUACAUGGACACGGAGCAGUACGAGGAGGCGGUGCGGGAUUACGAGAAGGUCUACCAGACAGAGAAGACCAAAGAGCACAAGCAGCUCCUGAAGAACGCCCAGCUGGAGCUGAAGAAGAGCAAGCGGAAAGACUACUACAAGAUCCUGGGGGUGGACAAGAAUGCCUCCGAGGACGAGAUCAAGAGGGCCUACCGGAAGCGGGCCUUGAUGCACCACCCGGAUCGGCACAGUGGAGCCAGUGCCGAGGUGCAGAAAGAGGAGGAGAAGAAGUUCAAGGAAGUGGGUGAGGCCUUCACCAUCCUCUCGGACCCCAAGAAGAAGACGCGCUACGACAGUGGCCAGGACCUGGACGAAGAGGGCAUGAACAUGGGUGAUUUCGACGCCAACAACAUCUUCAAGGCUUUCUUCGGGGGUCCUGGGGGCUUCAGCUUUGAAGCGUCCGGUCCAGGGAAUUUCUUCUUUCAGUUCGGCUAAUGAAGGCCACCCCUCCAGCCCCUGCACACACAGACUCGCCUGGCUCAGCCUCGCGUGUGGACGUGGCCACCUCCCCAUCCUGGCUCCGCACCCGCAGCCCUGCCCCUCGGCUGGCCACGCUGUCGCCGUGGCUGUGCUGUGAGCAGGCAGGACGGAGCCAAGCUGCAGAGGGGGAGGCAGCUUGUGAAUCUUUGUCUUACUGUUUAACUUUAUUAAAAAAGAAAAACGGAGAAAUAAAAGCAUUG
Messenger RNA from Octodon degus (degu), 1850 nucleotides. RefSeq names its product DnaJ heat shock protein family (Hsp40) member C7 (gene Dnajc7). NCBI's taxonomy places the organism in Eukaryota, Metazoa, Chordata, Mammalia, Rodentia, Octodontidae. Gene Ontology annotation, molecular function: protein binding. The coding region runs from base 121 to 1605 and encodes 494 amino acids. The transcript is spliced from 14 exons. The record is from RefSeq and is a predicted model, not a curated record.